UAAGCAGCGAGCCCUAAACUCCAAAUCCCUUUCCCUCCUUCCCUCCCAUCUCCGUCUCUCAACUCCAUCACCACCUUCCAAUGGGAAGCUUUGCCAAUGGCCCCGCCGAACAGACGGCCAGCAGAGCUCCAGGCAGUGGGCCCGUCGACAAAGGCGCGGAUUUCGCCAACUACUUUUGCACCUAUGCCUUCCUCUACCACCAGAAGGAAAUGCUCUCGGAUCGCGUCCGCAUGGACGCCUACUACAACUCCAUCUUCCAAAACCAAAAUCAUUUCCUUGGAAAGACGGUACUGGACGUAGGCACCGGAAGCGGCAUUCUUGCAAUCUGGUGCGCGAAAGCGGGUGCACGGAAAGUGUAUGCGGUUGAGGCGACGAAGAUGUCGGAUCAUGCUCGUGAGCUUGCCAAAGCGAAUCAGGUGGAUGGGAUUGUGGAGGUGAUUGAGGGUUCAAUGGAGGACAUUACGUUGCCAGAAAAAGUCGACAUAAUUAUAUCAGAGUGGAUGGGUUAUUUUCUUCUGCGGGAAUCUAUGUUUGAUUCUGUGAUAUGUGCACGGGACCGCUGGCUGAAACCCGACGGAGCAAUGUAUCCCAGUCAUGCCCGUAUGUGGCUGGCACCAAUCAGGUCUGGGUUGGGAGAGCAGAAAAUGCAUGAUUAUGAAUCAUCAAUGAGUGAUUGGCAUAGCUUUCUGGAUGACACUGAAGCCUAUUAUGGUGUUGAUAUGAGUGUUCUGACAAAGCCAUUUCGUGAUGAGCAGAAGAAAUACUAUCUGCAGACAUCACUGUGGAAUAACCUCCAUCCACAUCAAGUUAUAGGCACUCCUGCUAUCAUAAAAGAAAUUGAUUGUCUGACUACAACCGUGAAUGAAAUUGUUAAUGUUAAAGCAAAAUUUUCGUCAUCUAUCACUGUAGAGAAGACCAGGCUCUGUGGUUUUGCAGGGUGGUUUGAUGUUCAUUUCCGAGGAAGCAGCAGCAAUCCAGCAACACAAGAGGUUGAGUUGACGACUGCUCCUAGCACGGACAACCCAACACAUUGGGGCCAACAGGUGUUCCUCUUAAACCCUCCACUUCGAGUUAGUGAAGGGGAUGACGUGACAGUCUCCUUCUCAAUGGAUCGCUCUGAAGUAAACCAUCGUCUGAUGGAAGUUGAGUUUGCCUGUGAGAUGAGGCAGGCGUCUGGGAAGUGUUUUCCGCCCAUCACUUCCAAGUUUUAUAUAGAAUGAGGGAGGCAACAGAUCAGAAAUUUGAAUUUAUUGGAUUCAGCCAUACAGCGUUCAUUGCAGAGGGAAAUGAUUGUGUUAUGGCUCCUUGUGGAAAGAAUUCAAUAUCACUACUUCCAUCUUCAAAAAGCCAGUUGUGGUGAGGAAAUGCAGUUUCUGUUGUUGUGUUUUAUUAUGGCCCUCGGAUGAUUACUUUUGGUAGUUUUGAUGGAUGUUUUGAUUCCUGUUAUUUUAUAUUGGUAUUAUAUUAUGCCAGCAUGGCACACAGGUGAAAUAACCACGCCAUCCAUCUUGAUGUUACUGCCGAAAGCUAAAGUCAGUCCACUUAGUAGGUGUCAUGAUAUCAAAAAUAAGUGGACAGGAUAGAAAACUUGGGUCGAUUUUUCACAACCACACACUUAUUCAGUUGAUUGUCGCCCACCUGGCUAGUGGAUGGACCUGAUUCUUGGGAUACGGAAUCUGCGUAGCGGUGCCCUUCUGGUGGGUGCCUUGGAUAUUGCACCUGUCUGCCAUGCUGGCAUAUGUGGGUUUGCCUGCGUUAGUUGAUUUCUUGUACUCACAAUGUCGGCUUGAAGAAGCUCAGAGAAAAUUUGCAGAUGUUGAGAACAUGCUCACGUGUGCCUGCAAAUGGCAAAAUGCAAAAUGUCCUUACGAAUCGUUUGCUGAUUAUUAGUAUUAUCUGCUG
Messenger RNA from Magnolia sinica, 1902 nucleotides. Its product is annotated as protein arginine N-methyltransferase PRMT10. The transcript has 8 exons. The record is from RefSeq and is a predicted model, not a curated record. NCBI's taxonomy places the organism in Eukaryota, Viridiplantae, Streptophyta, Magnoliopsida, Magnoliales, Magnoliaceae. Gene Ontology annotation, molecular function: protein-arginine N-methyltransferase activity. Gene Ontology annotation, biological process: peptidyl-arginine methylation. Gene Ontology annotation, cellular component: nucleus. The coding region runs from base 81 to 1220 and encodes 379 amino acids.